This is a messenger RNA of Guillardia theta CCMP2712, 594 nucleotides long. RefSeq lists its product as hypothetical. The transcript has 8 exons. Gene Ontology annotation, biological process: ubiquinone biosynthetic process. The record is from RefSeq and is a predicted model, not a curated record. NCBI's taxonomy places the organism in Eukaryota, Cryptophyceae, Pyrenomonadales, Geminigeraceae. Gene Ontology annotation, molecular function: 2-methoxy-6-polyprenyl-1,4-benzoquinol methyltransferase activity. Bases 1 to 594 code for a protein of 197 amino acids.
AUGCCGCGUGCCCAAGCCGAGCAGCAAUCUGAGAGAGAGGUUUUGCAUGAACUUUCGAUCGUGGAUGUUGGGUGCGGAGGAGGCAUCUUAGCAGAGGAGCUUGCUCGUUCUGGCGCUCAUGUUCUUGGCAUCGACGCCGCCAAACAAAAUAUAGCGGUAGCAGAAGAACAUGCCAAGCUGAGUGGGGUUGGAGGAGGAAGCUUGAAGUAUCGGCACGUGACGGCAGACGAUCUGAUACAAGAGAAGAAAACUUUUGACGUUGUUGUCUGCAGUGAGGUGCUGGAGCACGUGUCGGACUUACACCUGAUGGUGAAUCAAUUGAUGCAGCUCGUGGCUCCGCGGGGAGCCCUGUACAUCACCACAAUGAACAAGACGACCUUGUCCUACGGCAUCGUAGCGGCAGAGCGACUGCUGAAACUUGUUCCGGAUGGCACGCAUGAUUGGAACAAGUUUGUCAAGCCUGAAGUCCUCACGGAGCAGCUAUCCUGCUCUGGACUUGGGGCAGCUUACAACCCUCUCAUCAAUCGAUGGCAUCCUGUUCCUGAUCUCAGCGUCAACUACUUGCUGUUUGCUCAUAGGAAGGCGGCUUGUUAG